Messenger RNA from Nyctereutes procyonoides (raccoon dog), 2340 nucleotides. It is a transcript of the gene IFNGR1, whose product is annotated as interferon gamma receptor 1. Lineage: Eukaryota; Metazoa; Chordata; Mammalia; Carnivora; Canidae. The transcript is spliced from 7 exons. Gene Ontology annotation, cellular component: membrane. The coding region runs from base 150 to 1577 and encodes 475 amino acids. Gene Ontology annotation, molecular function: cytokine binding; cytokine receptor activity. The record is from RefSeq and is a predicted model, not a curated record. Gene Ontology annotation, biological process: type II interferon-mediated signaling pathway.
CCCCAAUCCCCACUCGGGCUCCGCGCUGCGAGCGCGCCGGACCUCUCCUCGGAGCGCUGGUCCGCUGGUCCGGAAGUGACGCGAGGCCCCGGCUGCAGGCUGGACGCCGCAUUCUCUGAGGGCCGCACCCCGAGGCGGCUCCGGGCAGCAUGGCCCUGCUCCUUCUGCUCGUCCUCGUCUUGCAGGCCGGGUGCUGGGCUGAGAUGAGCCCCGCGGAUCCGGAGCUGCCUUCGGUGCCAGUACCAACCAAUAUUACAAUUGAGGCCUAUAACUUUAAUACUGUCCUAUUUUGGAACUACCCACCCAUGCCACAGACUCCUGUUUUUACUGUACAGGUAAAGAACUAUGGGGAAGCAGUAUGGAUUGAUGCCUGCAACACCUCAGAUCAGUACUGUAAUAUUUUUCCUGUAAUUAAUGAUCCAUCACUUUCUCUCUGGGCCAGAGUUAAAGCUAGGCUUGGGCAAAAAGAAUCAGCCUAUGUAGAAUCAAAAGAAUUCAUUUUAUGUCGACAAGGGAAAAUUGGACCACCUGCACUGGGUAUCAGAAAAAUGGAAAACCAAAUCAUUAUUGAUUUAUUUCAUCCUUUAACUGCUAUAAGUGGAAGACAGGCAGUACCCAUAUAUGAUGAAAAUAAUUGUCACACAUUCAUGUAUACUGUGUAUAUGAAAAUAAAUGGAAGUGAGACAACAUACACAACGGGUAUAGAGGACGAAGAUGAUUGCAAUGAGACUCAGUGCCGCCUUACGAUCCCAGUGUCCUCCCUCAGUUUGAACUACUGUAUUUCAGCAGAAGGAGUCUCAAAAGAAUGGUCUGUUGUAACUGAGAAGUCCAGAGAGCUUUGUAUUACCACUUUCGAUGGUGACCACAUAGAAGAUUCUGUUUGGAUUCCAAUUGUUGCUGCUCUCCUACUUUUUCUAGUACUUAUCCUGGUAUUUGUGUAUUGUUACAUUAAGAAGAUGAAUCCAUUUAAGAGAGAAAGCAUCAUGUUACCCAAGUCCUUGCUGUCUGUGGUAAAAAAUGCCUCUUCGGAGACAAAAUCUGAAUCAAAAUGUGUAUCACCCGUCACCUACCAGCCAAUUGUCCCAGAAAAUGAGAAGAUGGUCUGGGAAGAGCAGUUGUCGCCAGCAACAAUUGUAGGUAUGCCUACUGAAGAUAAUGCCGGAAAAAUGGAACCCCGAGAAGACCUUUUCAGUGAAACAGAAGUGGUGACCACUGAACAGAACACUUCUGACAUGGCUUCUAGGCGCCCUCUGACCCCAGGAAUGACAGAGAAUUCUGUCCAUUCAAAUAGUAACCAGUCUGAACCCUGUGUUGUCGCUUUCAACUCCUAUCACUCCAGAAAUGGUUCUGACAGUGGCGUUGUGGAAUCGGACAGCUUCUUAUCUGACUCAGAACUUCCCCCAAAUAAUAGAACUGAAAUAAAGACCGGAGAACAGGAGACUGUAAUGCUGAGAAACACCACCACCUCCUUUGGUUAUGACAAGCCACAUGUGUUAGUGGAUCUGCUUGUGGACGAGGGUACUAAGGAGUCCUUGAUUGGUUAUAGACUUACGGCAGAUUCUGGAGAGUUUUCCUAAGAUCAACAAAGUUGCAGCAACUUUGAAGGAUUGGCUUUUCCUGAACAGUUUUCUUGCUUUCAUGAUAGGAUCAUGAUUUCAGAAAUUAUUCUUUGUCAAUAUCAACCAAAUAAGAGUAUCUGGGUGUACAUAAAGUGCAAAGAGCCUCUCUGGCAUUGUCACAUUUGGUCUGAAAACUGCAGAGGCUUUGAAAGAACAAACCACUGUCACAUUUGAAAUUUUCCAUCUAGAUGGGUUGAGUAACUGUGAAAGCUCUUAAGAACCCUGCUUCCUAUGAUAGUAGGUAAGAUGCCGCAGGGCCCUUUCUAAUCACUUCAAGACCUGUAAUAGAUUCUUUUUCUUUUUUUUUGUGCCUCAGCAUGGUAUUUGUUUUUGGAAGUCUGUAUAUAGUUGUUAUUUUUUUAGAGAGAAUGUGAGAGCAUGAGUGUGAGGAUGAGAGGCAGAAGAAGAAGGAGAAAAAAUCUUAAGCAGGCUCCAUGUUCAGCGUGUAAUCUGAUGCAGGACUUGAUCUCACAACCCUAAGGCUAGGACCUGAGCUGAAAUCAAGUCGGUACUUACCGACUGAGCCACCCAGAUGCCCCUAUGUAUAUAGUAUUUUUAAAUGUUUACUUUCAGAAGAAAUCCUGAAAGCUUUCCAAAAUUGAAUUUAAAUUGUAAUUCAAAUCAAUAGACUUAGUUAAGAAUAUGUAAAUAGAAACAUGUAUAUAUUUUUUUAUGGAACAUUGCAUUUAGAGAUUUGUAAAUAAAAUAUGUUUAAAAUUGA